Trichoplax adhaerens is the source of this 721-nucleotide messenger RNA. RefSeq lists its product as uncharacterized. Lineage: Eukaryota; Metazoa; Placozoa; Uniplacotomia; Trichoplacea; Trichoplacidae. The transcript has a single exon. The record is from RefSeq and is a predicted model, not a curated record. The annotation marks the transcript as partial.
AUGAGAGAAGAGGAGAAUAAGAGUGCAUCUAAAGGAAUGGCUGGGCAUGUGGAUUAUGAAAAAUUAGCAAAUGACUUAGAUAGAGCAGGGCGAGAAGGAAUGAGAGUGGCAGAAGCAUUUAGAGGUGGAGUUGUAUUAGGAGAGAAAGGAGAUAGUUAUGUAUGCAGUGGAGGAGUAUGUAAAACAGAAAACAAGGCGAAAGUAAAAGAAAAGAAGGCAGAGCCAGGCAUGGUGUGGGAUGCACUUAAUCAAGUUGACAAUAUGCAGAGAGCAGAAGUAGAGAAGUUGAAGAUAGAAAGGGGAGAUACGGUAAGUGAUAUAAUGGAAAAGUAUAAGUUAAGUGAAGAUGAAAUAAGGAAUUUAAACCCACAAUUGCUGGACCUUAAUAGGAUAAUAGCAGGAGAGAACCUAAAUAUACCAAAAGGCAGCCAGGAAAAAGUGGAAGCAUAUUAUGGCACACAAGUUGGAGGUUCAAGUGAAGCACUACCAGGAAUUUUAGAUGGUAGAAGUAAAAUAAACAUAAUAGGAUUCACAGAAGAUGGGAAAUUGAUAUAUGAGAAUGAGACAAAUGGAAAUAGUACGGUAUUAGAUAUAAGUAAUAUAAAUAAAAGAAUUAAUAAUGAAAUAAAAAGCUAUGAAGAAUUUAAGAAUGAGAAACUGCAACAAAGCGACUUUAAAGCACUUAAUAUGGAGAGAGCACUUGGAUAUGAUCCAAUAACAG